Messenger RNA from Syngnathus acus (greater pipefish), 2525 nucleotides. Its product is annotated as inositol 1,4,5-trisphosphate receptor type 3-like. The coding region runs from base 144 to 2387 and encodes 747 amino acids. The transcript is spliced from 19 exons. The record is from RefSeq and is a predicted model, not a curated record. Gene Ontology annotation, molecular function: inositol 1,4,5-trisphosphate-gated calcium channel activity; inositol 1,4,5 trisphosphate binding. Gene Ontology annotation, cellular component: membrane; endoplasmic reticulum. Gene Ontology annotation, biological process: calcium ion transmembrane transport. Lineage: Eukaryota; Metazoa; Chordata; Actinopteri; Syngnathiformes; Syngnathidae.
AGCGGACUGGCAGAUGUGUUGCUAAGUACAGCGACCUCCAGCUAUUACCAAGUGAAGCAUGAGCGAGGUGGUGGUCUGAGGAAGCGGGGGGCACCGGCGAAUUUGUGCUCACUACAACUUCGUGAUUCAACUGCAUAGCUAACAUGUCGGACUCAGCGUCCAGUUUCUUACACAUUGGAGACCUGGUGUCCCUGUACGCCGAGGGCACCGUUAAUGGCUUCAUCAGCACCCUUGGCUUGGUGGACGAUCGUUGUGUGGUGGAACCAGCCGCCGGAGACCUGGAGAACCCGCCCAAGAAGUUCAGAGACUGCCUGUUCAAGGUAUGUCCGAUGAGUCGCUACUCAGCACAGAAGCAGUUCUGGAAGGCCAAACAGGCCAAACAUGAGAAGGACAAGAUUGGCGACGUGGUUUUGCUGCAAAAACUUCAGCAUGCAUCAAACUUGGAGCAGAAGCAGAACGAAACGGAAAACAAGAAGAUUCAUGGAGACGUGGUGAAAUAUGGAACCGUCAUACAGCUCCUGCACAUGAAGAGCAACAAGUACUUGACUGUGAACAAGCGUUUGCCGGCCCUUCUGGAAAAGAACGCAAUGCGCGUCACGCUAGCUGGGACUGGCAAUGAAGGCUCCUGGCUUUUCAUACAGCCUUUCUGGAAGCUGCGUGCCAAUGGAGACAAUGUAGUGGUGGGGGACAAAGUCAUCUUGAACCCUGUCAACGCUGGCCAGCCGCUUCACGCAUCAAACUACGAACUGAAUGACCACCCAGGCUGUAAAGAGGUCAACUCUGUAAAUUGCAACACCAGCUGGAAGAUCAACUUGUUCAUGCUGUUCAGUGACCACAGGGACGAAGUGCUCAAAGGCGGCGAUGUGGUACGUUUGUUUCAUGCGGAGCAGGAGAAGUUUCUGACAUGUGACGAGUACAAGACUAAACUUCACGUUUUUCUGCGCACAACCUUGAGACAGUCGGCCACAUCAGCGACCAGCUCAAAUGCUCUGUGGGAGGUUGAGGUUGUCCAUCACGAUCCGUGUCGCGGAGGGGCAGGACACUGGAACAGUUUGUAUCGCUUCAAACACCUUGCCACUGGAAAUUACCUGGCAGCAGAGGAGAAUCCUGGUUAUCGAGGGGACAGUUCAGAGAUGUCCUCCUUGAUGGAAGGAAGUCGCAGCAGCAAGCGUUCGCAUGGCGAGAAGAUCAAAUAUAAGUUGGUGGCCAUGACACAUGGCAACGACAUUGCCUCCCUCUUUGAGCUGGAUCCGACCACUUUGCAAAAGACCGAUUCUUUUGUUCCGCGGAACUCGUAUGUCCGCCUGAGGCACCUCUGCACCAAUACGUGGAUCCAGAGCACCAAUGUCCCCAUCGAUGUUGACGAAGAGAGACCCAUCAGACUCAUGUUAGGAACGUGUCCCACCAAAGAGGACAAGGAGGCAUUUGCCAUCGUCUCGGUUCCUGUGAUGGAGAUUCGGGAUCUGGAUUUUGCCAACGACGCGAGUGCCAUGUUGAGCAUGGUGGUGGACCAGUUCAUUCAGGGCUUCAUCAGCCAAAACGACCGCCGCUUUGCCAUCAAGCUGCUAGAGGAUGUGGUCUUCUUCGUGGUAGAUAUUGUCAACAGCGGUCAACCAAUAUUGGACGUCACUAUGACCAAAGCCAAUCGCGAGAGGCAGAAGCUAAUGAGGGAACAGAACAUCCUUAAGCAGAUAUUUGGCAUCCUCAAGGUUCCUUUCCAGGACCGUAGUGGAGGAGAGGGGCCUCUGCUCCGUCUGGAGGAGUUGGCUGACCAAAAGAACGCUCCAUACCAGUACAUGUUCCGACUCUGCUACCGUGUCCUGCGACAUUCCCAGGAGGACUACCGCAAGAACCAGGAGUACAUCGCCAAGCAGUUUGGCCUGAUGCAGGGUCAGAUCGGCUAUGACAUCCUGGCAGAGGACACAAUCACCGCACUAUUACAUAACAACCGCAAGCUGCUGGAGAAGCAUAUCACCAAGACCGAAGUGGAGACCUUUGUUAACCUAGUCCGAAAGAACCGUGAGCCCCGUUUUUUGGACUACCUAUCGGACUUGUGUGUCUCCAACAACGUGGCCAUCCCCGUCACUCAGGAACUCAUCUGCAAGUGUGUGCUUGAACCCAAAAACCAGGACAUCCUCAUCAAGACAGAACGGCGGGUGCCUAAAGAUGUGGCCCCUGUUGAAAUCCCCACGCAGCAUAUGGAAAUCGACGACUAUGUAGAUGAAGAUGAGGUGUGGCUGGUGUGGGCCGACAAGGUCAAUGAGAAGCAGGAGAAGAGCAUAAGGCAGCUUGCUCAGGAGGCCGGUCAAGGCAAUGCCCAUGACGAGAACGUACUUACCUACUACAGGUCAGCUCUCAAGUCUCCCAAAAACGUUUUCAUCAAAUAGUUUUCUUGUUUUUUCCCAAUAAUCGAAGAGUCUUAUGUUUCCAAUUCCCAAAAACUGAUCUUGAUAUCCCAAACCCGUAGUGUUAUAACUUGAACUACAAUAAUAAUAAUCCAGUCACAAGACAGGUUUAUGAGUGCA